AUGAGCACAGUCCGGAGGAGAUCCAAUACUGCACAAUCAGUCCUUCGCAAUCUCCCUGGACCGCCUCCGCAACAUUUGAAGCUCGGAGAUGUCAAAGUCCUCAAUUCAUGGGUACACGACCAGAAGGAGUCAUCCACCGCCAUAUUGAAUCAAACAUGGUGGCCCGGUGUGGCAGAGGGAGACAUGCUACAAGUCUCGGGUUGCAACACAGGGAAUGCUACUGCUGGGUAUCUAUUCAUGGUUCCAAAGGACGAAGGCUGCCCGAAACCCGCAUUACAGAUUUCACUUCCAAAGAAUGUCGCAGACGCAUUUGGGAUAAAGAACAAUGGCGAGGUGACCGUAACGAAAGUGGACAAGCAGCAGUACUGCGCAGACUAUAUCGAGUUCACAUUCCAAGACCAAUACCUUGGUCGAAAUGAAAUGUGGAGACUAGCCGAACACCUUGUAGGGCAGUGUGUAUUUGUCGACCAGGAAAUAUCCUUCAUAAGCGUGAUCGCCGCCAAGAUACAAUCCAUUUAUGUCAAGGGUCGAAAAGUAUCUGCAGGAUACGUUACUGCCACUACCAAAGCGAUAUACCGGUCUCUCUCUGCGAAAGUGACAAUCUUUAUUCAAGUCUGCCGUGAACUCUGGGAAUUUGCGGGAGAUGGUGAACGCUACAAUGAGAAAAUCGUACACUCGUUUCUCCCUGCCUUGUUUACAAGGUGGCGCGAGGCUGGCACGAAUCACACAGUGACCAUCGUGCUUAUCUCGAGGGUGUAUUACGAUGACUCCGAAAAAGAGUAUGCCGCAGGGCCUCUAAGACUUGAUGAAGAUGGUCGACGGUAUAAGGAUUUUUACAAGGUUAUUACUGACUUGGAAGUCAUCCAUGACUGGAAACCUACGCUUGUAGGACUCAAAGUGUCCUUCUGGGACUUCCAAAGGGACAUCUUACUCGCCCAUCACUACCACCGAGCCACUGUCGAAUCUACAGCACCAGAGCAAGCCAGACUCGUUGGUCAGCUAUCGGAUGCGCAUGAUGGUCCUAUUCUGGAGGCUCUCAACUUGGGUCUUAACCCAAACGAAACGCACUACAUCGAUCGCUCACUGUCAAACACUGGAGCGUCAACCAUCCUCAUCACCCCUGGUACAGGCUAUUACAAAGUGUCUAAGCAAUUGCUCCGAUUAACCACAACCCGCAUGCUCGACCAGGGUUUCGGCUUGGAUCUCGUAUCAUUAGCAAAACGUCCUUUACACCAGACUCCUAUAUUCGCUUUCAAGGGAUACGAGCCACGCUUAGAUAAGGACGGGAAGAACGGUGGCCGAGCCCUAGAUCCGCUCUGGGGAGGUGAUGAAGACCCAGAUGAAUCCAGGAGAUUGGAGAAGACUACGUUCUGGUGGGAGCCAUUCUGGAUAGGUGUUUCCUUCUGGGAUGGGCAGAUGGAUCUUCCUUUUCGCGAGGAUAGGUUCGUUGCCAGAGCAAAAAUGCACGAGAUACAGAUGCUCGGGCUGCUCGAGCACGACGUCCUUUCUGGCAUAGAGGUCCCUUACCUCCCAGAGUUAAGUGACCCAUACGCCACGCCGCCACGAGACAGCUUUUCGGAAGAUGGCCAUUUUCCCACACAAGCAGAUGCUGAUCAAGCCGAUAUGGAUGUGUUCGUCUUGAAGAAAGAGUCCCGACCCGUCACCAGCACGCGCACUUCAUAUGGCUCUUCUACGGGUGGGACUAUUAUGGCUUCGUCUUAUCGUUCAUCGACCAUGAGUGAGAGACGCGGGCUGGCAUCACAACGCAGUUCUAUCGCGUCCAUGCGUAUAGCACCAAUUGAAGAGAGCCCCAGAAAGAUCAUCAUGGAUCUACCUCCUGAAGGCAAUGAUUUUGGGCUACUACCCUCCGUGACCGGACUCAGCACAUCUCCUUCGCAGUCCUCCAUACGUUCAGUGAGAACCAACGCGUCUGUCACAACCAAUAAUGGAAGUGACCCGCAAUCGCGCAAUGCGAGCUCUUCCCGUCUUGCUAAAAUUGCAACCUCUUGGUUUUACAAUCCCUUCCAAAGAAGCUCGGGUGACUCUCAGACACCUUCGAUUCCUACUUCACCAGUCACAGUUCCCACAUCUCCCCCCACUCCAAGCAUGCGUGUCCCGAUCGCAUCAAAUCUCUCCGCUACACCUUCUGCCUCGCUUUCCCGCUCACCUCAGCCAAUGGCCAUAUUACAUGGUGCAUCUGGUCGAUCGGCUCUGAGCAGGAUGUAUGAGGAAGAAAGCAUUCUUCCACAUCGAAGCUCCUUGAAUCGGCAUUCACCGAUGAAUACCCCUCCCCGUGAUGAAAGCACGUUUGGGAAGAAGCGCAAUACAACACUAAAUUCGUUCAACCUGCCCUUCUUGUCGUCCUCCCCGAUCCCGACUUGUCGUACCAAUCCCUCGCGACCCCAAUCUACAGUCUCGUACGCACAGUCUUCACUUGCCAGACGCUGGCAGCAUGUGUUUCCUACACCCACGUACAAGCACGAGGUGAAAUGGAAGUCUAUGGUCACUCCAGCGUGUCUUCCGCUCACCAUGGACCACUUCCCGAGCAAUUCGGAGCUAGAACUGUCAUAUGAUGUAUUUUCGUAUGACUUUGUAGUCGAUCCGACGGAGAUGCGUUCUUUCCUCGUGAAGCCGCCUUCUGUUCAGGGGAACACCGAGGAAGUGCGACGUGCAUGGGCACUCACUGUAAUGCGUGGUAUGGUCGCUGUUCGACUUGCACAAGGGUUCCAGUUUGUCUUGCGACCGCGUAAAACGGGCGACAGUGAAGAUCACACGACCAUGCGGCGGACGAAAUCUUUCAUGGGCGAAGACGAUGCAUCCCCAAAGCCGACUGGGGCAGCGGAAGUUCUCAGGACCACCAAUCUGCCUGUUUACUUGAGCAUGAGCAAUGAGAUUCAUCGGAUAUCUUAUACUGGCGAGGUGAUCCAGGUGAGGCGGUAUGUAAGAAGGAUGCCGCCGACCCAACCCUUUGAGUACGAGUGUCUUAUCUGGCCUAAGCUCGGGGUGGGGUAUACGGAGUUGCCGACGCAGUUCGUCUCACAUGGGCUGGAAAAUUUCGGCUGGAACAGAUUGGAUAUGUUGGGUAACGUGGGUCCCUCUGGAGAGAAGCUCAAUGAGGAGGAAAUUCGGCUUAUGGGAAUCGACAAGCUUGCUGAAAUAUUCACAAAAUUGCGGUGGCAACCUCCGGAUGAGCGUGGUUCGCCCGUUGCACCCGUACGCUUUCUUCCUACGACACUCGGCCCUGCACACUCUGUCCUGGACGAGUCGCUAAUGGCACAGCUGGACGAAAUACAUGCAGCAGGACCUCUGAAGAAGAAAAUGCAGAGCACCAGAGAAAUCGCAGACACCCCUCUUUCGUUGAUUGCGAAACUCAUGCGUGAAGAGGAUGGCGUACCGAUCAAGUUUCAUCAGUGGCAUGGAGCAAAGUAUCCUGAUUCUUUCACUGGGUUUGACUUUGUUUCGUGGCUUGUGCGCGAGUUUCGGGAUGUAUCGUCAAGGGAGCAAGGUGCUGAAUGUGGGGCGAGGCUCCUCGAACAAGGGUUGUUCUCUCAUUGCCGAGGACGCCACGGCUUACUUGACGGGCACUACUUCUACCAGCUAAAUGGUGAAUAUGCCACCGUCAGCACCCCGAGAGGAGGAUGGAUCAAAACAUCUCGUUACAUUAACAGCGAUGAGGUCAGCAUUACUAGACCAGGCGGAUAUUACCCGUCCAGUUUCAGUAGACCUUGUGGAGUUAGGCGGAAUAGGAAGUGCCUGAUCCUGAGUCAAACUAUGGUGGUAGACAUUGACCCUACCAAGAGGAGCGACCAGGCUGAAUCGGUAGUUCUUCACCACGAUAUCAUCCAAAACCCUGGGACAGUCUUUCAUUUCGAGCUGCAAUGGAUCGGAUCUACUGCGCGUUGCAUUGAAGACUCGCUCCGGCAAUGGAGUCGGGCGAUUGAGAGGUACGGCCUUAAAUUGGUCGAGGCCUAUGUCAUGGAAAUUAGCGACAUACGAGAACGCAAUGCGUUCCAGUCUUGCUUCCCUUUGCGUUUGGUAAUACCGCCACCCAUAGUUCCAGGCCUUGAGAAACGGGUACCUGAAGGAACGCACACAACGCAUUACUUCGAAUAUGCCAUUCUCAAACGCUUUGACUUUGUCCUCGAUGUGGAAGCUACCAACUUAUACCCGAAGGAUGUGGACGUCUCCUACUCUUACCGCCGAGCACCUUUCAAACAUUCGCAAUUUGUGCAUCGGUCUGGUGUCGCGUUUGUGCAGGUUAUAGGUGGUUCGCAGGGACUGCUUUUCCUGACCAACCGUUUGUUGGGUCCAGGUCGCAUGGGCAGUGCAAUGAAGAGUAAGGAGCAGAAACCUGAAACUGUAGCGGAAGGGAUUCGGAUAAAGAUGCAGGAGUUCUGCUCGGACGAAGCUGUAUUGACACAGUUUUAUGAUGAGGAGCUGGCUGCUCUUGGGCCGGACGACCCUCCACCACUUAGUAUAUGA
This is a messenger RNA of Suillus subaureus, 4482 nucleotides long. RefSeq lists its product as uncharacterized. The record is from RefSeq and is a predicted model, not a curated record. Gene Ontology annotation, cellular component: GATOR1 complex. Gene Ontology annotation, molecular function: GTPase activator activity. The coding region runs from base 1 to 4482 and encodes 1493 amino acids. Gene Ontology annotation, biological process: negative regulation of TORC1 signaling; intracellular signal transduction; positive regulation of autophagy. The transcript is spliced from 9 exons. NCBI's taxonomy places the organism in Eukaryota, Fungi, Basidiomycota, Agaricomycetes, Boletales, Suillaceae.